Meleagris gallopavo (turkey) is the source of this 2024-nucleotide messenger RNA. The record is from RefSeq and is a predicted model, not a curated record. Lineage: Eukaryota; Metazoa; Chordata; Aves; Galliformes; Phasianidae.
AUGUACCUUUUGAAACAUGAAAAUGAUGCGGUGCACAUGGUCCCGGUGUACGAGGCAGUCCCAUGCUACACUGAGUGCAAUCAGUAUUCUUGGGUAGUCGAACCGUGGUCUCCGUGCAAAAUCAACAGUGAACAAAAUUCCCUCCACUGUGGAGAAGGAAUACAAACGAGGAAAGUCAGGUGUGUAAGUACUACAGAAGACCAUGGAGGGGAAACUGUACCCAACACCCUGUGCAAUAAGGCUGAAAUCCCAAGUGAAAUUCGGAAGUGCAGCUUGUACUGCCCCAAUGAGUGUGCAGUGUCUGAUUGGGGACCAUGGAGCACGUGUCCGCAGGUGUGUGAUCCAAGUACUGUGCAAACCCGAUCUCGGCAAGUGCUAAGAUCUCCCGUCAGUAGAAAGCCCUGUCCUGAAGAUUCACAAAUGAAACCAUGUAUUCUUAACCAAAACUGCUUCCAGUAUCAGUACAAUCUAACAGCCUGGAGCACGUGCCAGCUCAACGGGAACGCGACGUGCGGGCGAGGAGUUCGGAAGCGGCUCCUGAGCUGCGUGCGCAGCGAUGGGGAGACGGUCAGUGCACGGCACUGCGAGCAGCGUCGCCUGGAGAAGCCGGUGGAGACGAGCAGCGAGUGCGUGGUGCAGUGCGUGGUGGACUGCCGGCUGUCGGCGUGGUCGGCCUGGUCGCAGUGCUCCCAGACGUGUGGCUCCGGCGGCCAGAUGGUGCGCGGGCGCACGGUGCUGCUGAAGGCCGCGGCCGAGGGCCGGCCCUGCCCAGCACAGCUCAGCCAGCACCGCAGCUGCCCGGUGAAGCCCUGCUACAGCUGGCAUCUCGGGCCCUGGUCACCCUGCAGACUCCAGGGUGGACAGUGUGGAGAUGGAUUGCAAAUCCGCAACCUCACGUGUGUAGUGCAUGAUGCAUCUGUUUCUGCUACAUCCAAGCCAGUAGAAAACGCAUUAUGUGGUGAGCUACCUUUGAAGGAGAGUGUACUGCAGUUACCGUGCUCUGUGCCUUGCCCAGGUGACUGCCACCUGACCGAGUGGUCAGAGUGGAGCUCCUGCGAGCUCACAUGCAUUGAUGGCAGGAGCUUUGAAACAGCGGGGCGGCAGGCUCGCUCCAGGGCGCUCAUCGGUCAGCCUGCUGAGAACACAGAGAGCUGCUCUGGACAAGUGGUGGAAACACGGCCUUGCUCAGGAGGGAGGUGUUACGAAUACCUGUGGAAAACCAGCCUUUGGCGAGACAGUGUGCGCACAGUGUGGUGUCAGCGCUCAGAUGGAGUGAAUGUCACAGGAGGGUGUUCUCUUCAGACCAAACCUGCUGAAGUUCAGCACUGCAGCCCAGCAUGCAGAAAACCCUUCUCCUACUGCACCCAGAGAGGAGUCUGCGGUUGUGAGCGAGGAUAUACAGAAAUAAUGAGAUCAAAUGGUUUGCUGGAUUACUGCAUGAAGGUACCAGGUUUAGAAGAUAAGAAGGCUGAUGUUAAGACGAUUGCUGGAAAAAAUAAACCCGUCAACUCCAAAAUGCAUGACAUUUUCAAAGGAUGGUCUAUUCAACCUUUUAAUCCAGAUGGUAAGCUGAAGAUGUGGGUGUAUGGAGUAUCAGCUAGCGGGUUCCUCAUCAUAGUCCUCCUGAUUUUUACAUCCUUUCUGAUGUGCAAAAAAGCAAGCAGCAUCAAAGCACUCCUCCACAACAGAAGCCUCUAACCUUAGCCUAUGAUGGAGACAUUGACAUGUAACAUAGAAAAGAAAUCCAAAUGUAGACAUCGACUGCCUUAACCACUUUCUUUUUGUAACUCUCAGACUUCUCAGUUUUUUGAGGAAUCUCCUGAUGUGUAAUAAUCGGGCAGAACGGAAAUACUGCAAGCUUAAAAUUUUGCCACCUCGUUACAAAAGAAAAAUAAUGGAGUCAAAGUCUUGGAUCUUGUGAAACUUUCCUGAAGAAACUGGAAAAUGCAUCUCUUCCUGUUGAGCAAUGGGAAUUAAAAUAAGAAAGUCUACCAACAUCAAAUGGAAUUGGUCCAAAAAAAAAG